AUGCCUACAACAAGUCUUGUUGACACAAAUAACACCGAUGAACAGCAACAACAACAAUUAAUUUCAAAUCGUUCUUCUUAUAUUCAUUUAUUAGCAGGAGGACUUGCUGGCACAUUUGGUGCAGUCCUAACAUGCCCAUUAGAAGUAAUUAAAACGCGUUAUCAAUCAUCGAAAAAUUCCGUUUCGAAAGAAUAUAAUCAUCUUAAUUUACGUUCAUCUAUGAGUAAUACUGUGACUUAUAGUAUUCGUCGUCCAAUGCCAUCACCAAAUAAACGACCAAGUAUCAUAGCUUCGUUUCGAUAUAUUCUAAAAUAUGAAGGUAUUCCAGGACUUUUCAAAGGCUUAGUACCAAAUUUAAUUGGUGUGGCACCAUCUCGGGCAAUUUACUUUUUUGCUUAUGCUAAUACUAAAACAUUUCUAGUCGAAGAAAUGGAACGAGAAACACCAUUGGUACACGUUACAUCAGCAGCUGCUGCAGGUAUUGCUAUGUCUACAUGUACUAAUCCGUUAUGGUUUGUUAAAACUCGACUUCAACUUGAUCAAGGACAUCUUCGUGCUAUGGAUGUUGUUCGAAAUAUUUAUCGUCAAAGUGGUUUUCGAGGCUUCUACAAAGGCAUAUCUGCAUCAUAUAUUGGUGUAUCGGAAACAAUAGUUCAUUUUGUUAUAUAUGAACAAAUAAAAGCUCAAUUACAAUUGAUGCAAGCAAAUCAAAAUCAUUCACCUGAUGAUCCUGAUUUAUUUGAUUUUUUGUCAUAUUUGGGUGCUGCUGCAUGUUCAAAAUCCUGUGCAAGUACGUUAUGUUAUCCUCAUGAAGUUAUUCGAACACGUUUAAGAGAAGAAGGUACUAAAUAUCGAACGCUUAUUCAGACAAUACGAACAGUUAUACAUGAAGAAAGUCUUUCUGGUCUUUAUCGAGGUUUAUUAACACAUCUUAUACGACAAAUUCCUAAUACAGCUAUUAUGAUGAGUACAUAUGAAAUCGUUGUUGCUUUAUUUUCAACAAAUACGACUGUAUCAUCAGCAACAACUGAAGUAACAACUAUACAAACAAAAAAAGUUAGAUUAAAUCAAGUGGAUUCAGAAGCAAAUGCGUUGAAGGAAGCUGAAGCAUAA
This is a messenger RNA of Rotaria sp. Silwood1, 1113 nucleotides long. NCBI's taxonomy places the organism in Eukaryota, Metazoa, Rotifera, Eurotatoria, Philodinida, Philodinidae. The record is from the annotation of a GenBank genome assembly.